AGCAGAUCGAAGCCCAGGGAAACUGGCUGGGCUGGAGCACCGCGGGGGCUCCAGCACCUUCUCCUCUGCGCGAUCACACACUGGAGCUUCUCCCUCCACUCCUCUUGGCGACCACCCCCCACUCCCUGAGGCUGCUCUCAGAAAGGCGAUGUGUAGGUGAGUGCCUGCUGUGCCCAAGCGUCUCAGCUGUCCCCUCCAGGCCAUGCAGGUCCCUGCCCUGCUCCUGCUCAUCCUCCUGGCCCUGGGCACCACGGACGGGCUGCCCUGCCCCUCGGAGAUGAACAAAGUCAAAGAUCUGCUGGAGCUGAACUGCACAGGGCUGGCUCUCAGCGCGGUGCCCUCAGACCUGCCUGAGGACAUGGGCAUCCUGCUGCUCAGUGCCAACCACCUGACAUCCCUCUCCACCGACACCUUCCUGAGCUUCACCCAGCUGCAGGACCUCGACCUGUCCGACAACAAGCUGGUGGCUCUGCAUACGGGGUCGCAGCUGACAUCCCUGAAGGAGCUGAUCCUCUCCUACAACGAGCUGAAGGACCUGCCCGCCCUGCAGGCUCUGCCCGGGCUCACCCGCCUGGCCGUGGCCCACAACAGCCUGGUGGCACUGGCCCCAGAGGCUUUCCGUGCUGUGCCGCUGCUGCAGGACCUGGACCUGCGAGGGAACCAGCUGCAGACGCUGCCCAAGGAGGUCUUUGGAGGGCUGGAGGCUCUCAAGGAACUGGACCUCUCAGACAACCUCCUGGAGGAGCUCCCCAAGGAGCUGCUGUGGGGUCUGAAACGUCUGGAGACCCUCUGGCUCUCGGGGAACCGCCUGCAGACUCUGCCCGCUGGCUUCUUCCCUGAGAGCCACUUCUUCAUGUACGUCUUCCUGACUGAGAACCCCUGGCACUGCGAGUGCAACCUGCGCUACCUGCGGGCCUGGAUCAGGUCCAACGAAGGCAGUGUCUACCAGCCAGAGCGGAGCCUGGAGGAGACAAAGGUGGAGGUUGCCCCUGAGAAGGUGCUGUGCCACAGCCCUGCCGAGCAUCAGCGGAAGCCCGUCAUCCACUUCAAACCCAACUGUGGCAAUGUGGGGGAUGAGGAUGAGGAGGAAGAGGAAGAAUAUGGCUAUGGGGAAGAAACGAUGGAGAAAAAUAUCAUGAUCACCUCCCACACACACCCGUCCACCCCCAAAGAGCCCACCACCAUGCCCCGUGCUGUUACCUGGCCUCCCCUUGCUGCCACAAGACCCCCCUCCAGCACCCCUUGUAGCUCCACCCUCACCUCAAGCACUUCUCUUGCGACUUCAAGCACCAGCACUCCCAGCACCACCACUCCUGCGCCAACCAGUCCCACCGUCACACCCACACCGACCCCCAGCACUCCCGCCAGUACCCCACGCAGACCCACCACCCUCGUCUCUGCCACCUCACCGCCAACCACCAUGAGCACCAGACCUCCCCGCGCCAGCAGCCAUCCCCAAACCGCCCUCACCGCCAGCGCUGCCAGCACCCAUGCCCCUCGCAUGGUGGCCACCAGCACAUUUUCCACCGCCUCCACGGCAGUGCCUUCUGCUGCCGGGCUAGAGGCCUUUUCCACUGUCAGAUCUUCAUCUCCUCCUCUAAUGCUGACAAUGCCAACGGUCUCCACCACCAUGCUUUCCACUCCUGCCCCAACACCGCCAGGUCCCCUGGACACCACACGCUUCACCCAGCCUGCACCUUCCCCUCCACCUGAACCUUCCCCUCCACCUGCACCUUCCCCUCCACCUGCACCUUCCCCUCCACCUGCACCUUCCCCUCCACCUGUGCCUCUGCCACACUGCCCAUGCUCCACCCCAGCGCUGGACGUCCCCAUGCUGCGCUCACGGGCAGGUGGGGAGGGUCCGCAGUGGGGGCAAUGGGUGCUGAGGAACUGCUGUCUACUGCACUGGGUGCUCUACCUGGUGUCCUUGGCUCUGCUGGUGCUGACCGUGCUGGCUCUAGCAGGCUGGCUGGCGUGGAUGUGGCUGGCAAGCCGGACCCCCUGGCACAAGCCCCUGCAGACCCAAGAGGUGCGGGAGCCACUGCUGAGGUGGAGGGGGGUGACCGGGAGCCCUGCAAUGCAUCUCAGCAGCUUCAAAAGCCCCCUCCGGCGCCCCACGUUCUGUACCAUCAAGGAAGUAGAGCUGUGCCCUGAGGUCAUCUACUGCACCAUUAAAGACCUGGGAAUGCAGCACGGUCCUCCUGCACGUUCCUCCUUCUGCACCACAAAGGAGCUGUGGGUCCACCACAGUCCCCCGAGCGCUUCCUUCAAGUCUUUCUCCGGGAAGCUGGUGGCUGCAGACCUGGGCCCCCCAUGGACCUCUUCUGCUUACAGCCUGGACAGGGGCGUUGAGGCCAUCGGUGAGGUCAGGGUGAAAUACGCCGGCAACACCUUGUGAAUGCUUCUGCGUGCGAGGAGAAAGGGGGGGGUGUCGUGGCUCUGCUUCACCCCCCUUGUUUUACAAAAGAUCCGCUUGCUCAGGGGAAGCCAGCCAGCUCCUCCUAGUAGUGUGCUCCCGUUCCCUGAGGUUUCUAGAUCUGAAAUUAUCCCUCAGGCACUCGGGCAGGGGGACACAGUGUCCUCAGUGGGUCGGUGAUGGUCUGCCAUCAGUGAUGCUGCCACUGCCCGGCUUGGGUCCAGCACUCGUGUUUGGGGGAUGCAGGUAGAUGCGCUACGCUUUCAGCUGUCAGCCACAGAAUAAAUGUUCUCUUUGCUGCAA
Falco peregrinus (peregrine falcon) is the source of this 2719-nucleotide messenger RNA. It is a transcript of the gene GP1BA, whose product is annotated as glycoprotein Ib platelet subunit alpha. The transcript has 2 exons. Bases 203 to 2398 code for a protein of 731 amino acids. The record is from RefSeq and is a predicted model, not a curated record. Lineage: Eukaryota; Metazoa; Chordata; Aves; Falconiformes; Falconidae. Gene Ontology annotation, molecular function: protein binding.